This is a messenger RNA of Venustampulla echinocandica, 1032 nucleotides long. RefSeq lists its product as uncharacterized. The coding region runs from base 1 to 1032 and encodes 343 amino acids. Lineage: Eukaryota; Fungi; Ascomycota; Leotiomycetes; Helotiales; Pleuroascaceae. The transcript is spliced from 2 exons. Gene Ontology annotation, molecular function: hydrolase activity, hydrolyzing O-glycosyl compounds. Gene Ontology annotation, biological process: carbohydrate metabolic process. The record is from RefSeq and is a predicted model, not a curated record.
AUGACACGUUUAACUCUCCUGCUAUGUUGUGCGGUCUUUUAUGCCGCGUCUGCCAGAGCGGAUGGUUGUACAACUUUCUCGAUCAACGGGUCCUACGCCAACUCUUUCCAAUAUUACCGCUUCUACGAUUUUCGUAGCCUCCAGGAAACAAUUAUAGAGCAAAAUAACGCAUUUCGCUGGGAUCCUCAAGUCCAAAGUCUUUCCGUUAAUGACUCAUCGUGGAGUCGCGAUUGGGAAAUCAGGGAGCAGGCCAAAGCAGUGACUGGGGAGGACACAAUUUCAUGGAACUAUACGGCUUCUAAUGUAAAAAUUGUUAGAAGCGAUGAUUCUUUGAAGGAGCCCACCACGUACCUCACCCUCUCAGCUACCAGACACUCUUCCCAACUGGCAGCCGAAAUCGAUUUCGCGCAGAAGAGCAUCCUCUACGCUUCCAUUCGGGCGUCAGUCCGCGUAAAUGGGGCCUCAGGAGCUGUUGCGGGGAUCUUCACAUAUCACAAUGACACUUCCGAGUCUGACAUUGAGAUUUUGACACGGGAUCCAGGAAACAACGUUCACUAUUCGAAUCAACCCACCACUGACUCUGCCAACAAAAUCAAUCCUGGUUCAUCAUACAACGUCUCGAUGAAAGCGGGCAGGCAGUGGUCAGCCUGGACAACACAUCGCCUUGAUUGGGUACCUGGUCAUAGCGCUUGGUAUGUUGAUGGUGAGAUGGCGGCGAGCACGAAUAUCAAUGUGCCAGAUGCUCCGAGUGCGAUCAUUUUAAAUAUGUGGAGCAAUGGGGGGCAGUGGGCUGGGAGAAUGCCGAACGGAACGGAGGCAAGGCUGGAUGUAAUGUGGAUUGAGAUGGCGUUCAACACCUCAACGCAACGCGACAGCCCUUCGGGGUCUACGGAGAUUAGAUGCUCCGUCGAUAAAGCUGUGGGAAGGCCUACUGUGUCGGCGGGCAUUGCGAGUGGACGGAAUGGCCUUGAAUUUUGUUUACUGCUGCCUCUAAUUUUGGCAACUUGGUUAUUUUGUGACUUGAUAAACUAA